Molecule: messenger RNA, 1106 nt
Organism: Vanessa tameamea
Lineage: Eukaryota; Metazoa; Arthropoda; Insecta; Lepidoptera; Nymphalidae
Product: clavesin-1-like
Exons: 7
Coding region: 113-1021 (302 amino acids)
Cellular component (GO): membrane
Molecular function (GO): phosphatidylinositol bisphosphate binding
Source: RefSeq, a predicted model, not a curated record
AUGCUCGUAAGCUUGAAUGAUUUAAUUCUCGCAUUAAAUAACUCGAAGUUCUGGGAGUCGGACGUCUUGUGAAUAGUGAUUAAGUGUUUAAAACAAAGUUAUUGAUCAAACAAUGCCUGGCAAGCUCGAGCAGCAGUCGCUGGAGGUGGAGUACAAGAAGACAGGCAUUAAUCCAUCCGACAUCGCCGUUUUACGUCGUUGGCUCAAAACCCAACCUCACCUACCUGAAAAAUAUAUUACCGAUCUCGACUUAAUUCUCACAUACUUUUGCUGUUACCGGAGCUCGGAAGUGUCAAAACAAGUGUUAGAUCUUCAUUUCACUCUGAGGACUCUAUUCACAAAUUUAUUCCACAACAGAGUUGUCGAUGAAAAAUUAUUAAAAACUUUAAAUGUCGUUUUGGUGAUGCCGCUCCAAGUUCGAUCAUACAAUAAUCAUUACAUUGUAUACCAUAGACUUAUCAACUAUGACACUAAGAAUUUCGUCUUCUCAGAUAUAAUCAGGGCAGUACUGAUGUUAAUGGAUUUGAGGCAGUACGAAGAUGGCACCUGGCCGGGAUUUAUCAUUCUGAUUGAUCUAAACGGUGUCUCGCUCAGCCAUAUUACGAAACUCGAUCUGCAGACAGUGCAACAGUUAUUAUAUUAUUUACAGGAAGCAAUGCUAGUGAAGCUAAAGGGAUUACACUUCAUGAACGCGCCGUCAUAUGUAGAUAAGUUACUUAUGGUGAUAAGGCCGUUCUUGAAAAAGGAGCUGAUGAACCAACUCUGUAUCCACCAAGUUGGUUCAAAGACGAUCGAGAAAGUUAUGCCAAUUGAAGCACUGCCCAAGGACGCUGGGGGGCAAUAUAAGACAUUUGAAGAAGCGAAGAAAAACACAAUUGAAAAGGUUCUAGCAAAUAAGGAUUUCUUUAUAAAUGAAAACAAAAAGAGAGUCAUAGAGUCACUAAGGCCUGGAAAACCGAAGACGAUUACAGAUAUAUUUGGUGGAAUAGAGGGUUCUUUUAAGAGAUUAGAAAUAGAUUAGAAAUAUAUAUAUAAUUUAAUAAUUAUUUUGUUUAAGUUAAUGUAAAUAAAAUGUAUAAGUAAUCAAGUUCGAACAAAACGUCUUC